Gallus gallus (chicken) is the source of this 1606-nucleotide messenger RNA. It is a transcript of the gene BCL2L10, whose product is annotated as BCL2 like 10. The record is from RefSeq and is marked provisional. Bases 48 to 581 code for a protein of 177 amino acids. The transcript has 2 exons. Gene Ontology annotation, biological process: regulation of apoptotic process; extrinsic apoptotic signaling pathway in absence of ligand; intrinsic apoptotic signaling pathway in response to DNA damage. Gene Ontology annotation, cellular component: mitochondrial outer membrane. Lineage: Eukaryota; Metazoa; Chordata; Aves; Galliformes; Phasianidae. Gene Ontology annotation, molecular function: protein heterodimerization activity; protein homodimerization activity.
AGUCGGCGGCAGCUGCUGCGGGCCCGCAGCCGCCCCGGGCCGCCGCCAUGCCGGGCUCUCUGAAGGAGGAGACGGCGCUGCUGCUGGAGGACUACUUCCAGCACCGCGCCGGCGGCGCCGCGCUGCCUCCCAGCGCCACGGCGGCCGAGCUGCGGCGGGCGGCGGCCGAGCUGGAGCGCCGAGAGCGGCCCUUCUUCCGCUCCUGCGCGCCGCUGGCGCGGGCCGAGCCGCGGGAGGCGGCGGCGCUGCUGCGGAAGGUGGCGGCGCAGCUGGAGGCCGAAGGCGGCCUCAACUGGGGCCGGCUGCUGGCGCUCGUGGUGUUCACCGGCACGCUGGCGGCGGCGCUGGCCGAGAGCGGCUGCGAGGAAGGGCCGAGCCGCCUGGCCGCCGCGCUGGCCGCGUACCUGGCCGAGGAGCAGGGCGAGUGGCUGGAGGAGCACGGCGGAUGGGACGGCUUCUGUCGCUUCUUCGGCAGACAUGGCUCCCAACCAGCUGACCAGAACAGUACCUUAAGCAAUGCCAUCAUGGCAGCGGCAGGGUUUGGAAUAGCAGGAUUAGCUUUUCUCUUGGUGGUGCGGUAGGCUGAUGGAUGGAUCUUGCAAUGGGGAGAGUACCCUCAGAACUGUUUUAUCAGAUUGCAUUCUAUUUUCUAUGGAACAGAUCCUCUAAGAAGAAGUUUAUAUUUUUAAACUGGCUCAGAAAACUCUCUCACCAAACCCUUGGCUAUAGACAGCUUCACUCGCUACCCAGUAACAGCACAAACGUGUACCAACCCACCAUUUGUGCGUGUUCACAACGUGUCUUCUCCAAACAUCCUCUGGACUUUCUUUUGAACGUUUGACCUAAACAUUACCAUGGUUCGUGUACUGUAACUUCUGAGUGCUCAAUGUCAUGCUAGGAGAAAGCUAUGGUGGACUCGUAACUAAACCCUGUGUUCAAGGCAUUUACAUGGAGGCAGUCCCAGACCUCGCCUGCCAUUCAUACUGUAACGUGGCCUCACACCGACCGAUAGAACACGGUCUGUGGCUUCACACGCAGUGCCCAGCACUUGUUACUGAAGGGCAACUCGUUGGUUGGUUUAGAGCAGUUAGCACCUGUGAUGAGAGGCAUUAUGGCUUGGUGUAAUGUAAGGCCGAUUUCAUGACACUACAAGAGUAGAAGUGUUGAUACAGGACAGUAAUGGCUGCAGUUCCAGUUCUUACUGAAAGGAAUUUAAAUAUUAAACCUUAAUUGGUAUAGUGAAAUCCAGUGGAGGCUGGAAUUUCUCUGGAUUUCCCUUACAAAACGAGAAUUUCCAUAUAUCAUAAUAUAUUUUUGAAGUAUUUAUCACUGUAUAAUACUUGUAGCCAUGACAUCUUUAUUUUUGUUUAGACCUUCAUUUCUAAUGCUGGUUCUUCUCACUCUGAUGUGUAUCAGGCGUUGUCUUGUUUGAGAAAUGUUUGGCUCUAUUUCCAACAUGCUGUGUAUUUCUUUCCAUGGUUGUACAAAUUGCCUUCUGUUUCUGGUAGCUUUUAAUAACGUUCCUGGGUUACUUACAGCGUGUACAAUUUUACAGUGGUGACUUAAAAUGGUGAAUAAAUGUUAAGUAUUUUUAUUUUCAAGAAAA